AUGUCUGUAUUUGGGAGAGCAACCUUUUCGGCCGCGGGAUACGCCGCGGCGAGGCCCUCGUACCCUGCCUCUCUCUUCAAGACAGUCCUGGCCCACCACAAUGACGGACCCAAAGGCUUCCUGCUCGACCUGGGAUGCGGCCACGGCCUCGUGGCAAGGGAGAUGAGCCCCCGCUUCGACCGCGUCAUGGGCGUCGACAUGAGCGCCGGCAUGAUCAAGCAGGCGUCGUCCAUGACCGACGACGCCAACACCACCUUUCGCCAGGGAGGCGCCGAGGACCUCUCCUUUGUGCCCGACGGCUCUGUCGACAUGGCCGUGGCGGGUCAAUCAGCCCACUGGUUCGACUAUGCUCGAGCCUGGCCCGAGCUGGCCCGCGUCGUCAGGCCCGGCGGCUCGCUCGCCUUCUGGGGGUACAAGGACAACGUCCUCGUCGGGCACCCGCGGGCCAACCAGGUGCUGGACCAGUUCUGCUACGCCGACGACGAGGGCAUGAAGCGGUACUGGGAGCAGCCGGGGCGCGAAAGGGUCCGCAACCUGCUGCGAGACGUGGAGCCGCCGGCGGCCGAGUGGCAGGACGUGAAGCGCAUUCUCUACGACGUGCAGGGCGACGUGGCCGAGGUGCCCGACGACGCGGAGGGGGCGUGGAUGAGGAAGCGCAUCAGCCUGGGCGAGCUCGAGGCGUACCUGCGCACCUUUAGCGCCUGUCAGGGCUGGCGCGAUGCCCACGCGCAGGCGAGGAGCAGGGCGGAGGGCGGAGAGGGCGACCUGGCCGACAUGAUGAUGGACCGCGUCGUUGCGUCGGAGCCCGAGUGGAAAGCCAUGGGCGAGAGGUGGCGCGACGCCGAGGUCGAGACGGUCUGGGGCACGUAUAUCCUCCUGGCCAAGCGAAGGAUAUGA
Molecule: messenger RNA, 897 nt
Organism: Hirsutella rhossiliensis
Lineage: Eukaryota; Fungi; Ascomycota; Sordariomycetes; Hypocreales; Ophiocordycipitaceae
Product: methyltransferase domain-containing protein
Exons: 2
Coding region: 1-897 (298 amino acids)
Molecular function (GO): S-adenosylmethionine-dependent methyltransferase activity
Source: RefSeq, a predicted model, not a curated record